Kwoniella shivajii is the source of this 1137-nucleotide messenger RNA. RefSeq lists its product as uncharacterized. Bases 1 to 1137 code for a protein of 378 amino acids. The record is from RefSeq and is a predicted model, not a curated record. Lineage: Eukaryota; Fungi; Basidiomycota; Tremellomycetes; Tremellales; Cryptococcaceae. The transcript is spliced from 4 exons.
AUGUCGCAUUUAGAACAACUCGAAGAUAAAAUCCAGCACACCUUCACCUCCGGUCAACCCGGAACAACCGGUCGUGAACCAUUUGAGGAAGACCGAGGAGAAAGCAACCCUUUCCACCGACCUGACCACAAACAUGAAGGUACACACAACAUCGGUACAGGAAGUGAUUUGAUCGGUCGAUCAUCCACUGGUACCGGAAACGAAAGAGACAUCAACGCUGGCGGUGGUCAACAACACCAACACAACCUCGGAUCAGGUCUCACUGGAGGUGCUGCUGGUCAAGGCUAUGACGGCAACAACAGAACUGGUGAACACCAUCACCAACACUCUGGCCAAAAUGCCGGUCUUGGCCAAACUGGUCGAGCUUACGACUGUGGACAGAUUGGUGAAGACCAUGCGUCUCACAGACACGGUCACCACGACAACGACGGUGUAAACUACCCUACUACCGGAUCAGGCAUGGGUUCAGGUGGUACCGCUGGCGGUGCAGGCAUCACAGCUGGAACUCACGGUUUCCAACAUCAAGGCGGUAACUCCGGUCAAGGUGUCACUGGUGCUUUCGAGAAUGAUGCUAGAAGAGAAGUUGGUUCUCACGGUGGUCACCACACAGGUUCAGGUCUUACUGGAUCUGACAAAGUUGGAAACCUCGGACAGAACUCCGCUGAUUACGAGCGAACUGGAGCUGGUGGACCUAUCUCUGGCGGCGCUGCCGGUACCGACAGAUUUGAUUCUGACAGGCAUCACAACACCGGUGCUACAGGUAGACACACUGGAGAAAGCAUUGAGAACCAAACCGGCACAGGUGGUAACGGAGGCAACUCCGCCUCAUUUGGUGGCGCUUUAGGCUCUCUCGGUACAUCAAACGAUGAGUUCAUUGGUAAAGACCGAAGAUCAGGCGGUGCCUACGCCGACACUGAAGGCACAUUCAAGAACAACACUUCUGGACCAGGUGGUAACACCGCUUUGACAGGUAGAGAAGGUACAACAGAUCAAAACCCUGUCGCUCAAGCUAAAUCUGCUGGUCAUGAAGUCGGCUCAGGUCCUACUGGUGCUACCUCCGCUCACACCGGUACCGGUGCUGAAGGUGUUGAACCUCACAAGAAAGGUAUCGUAGAGAAAAUCAAGGAUAUGCUUUAA